AUGGCGCGUUCAGAAACCUCCAAUACGGCGGUUGCGACUGCUUCCUCGUCAUAUACAGACACAGAAACCGCGCAAAUCACUGAAGCCUCGUCUUUCUCGUACGCCGACUUAGCAGAUCGCAAGUCGAUCCAGGGAGCUGCCAUUGGCGGUAUCAUCGUGGGUGUCUUAGCAGGCGCGACCCUCUUGCUGCUUGCGCUGUGGCUCUUGUGUCGGCGCUGGAAACUCCACCGUCAUAAUCGCAAUCCAAAGAACCGCGGUGUGCUUCCAGGUCCGCGAGUUCCUACAGGUUCGACUGUGCCUGCCUCGCUUUACCGCCGAAGUGAUAGUUGGAACACUCCACCAAAGAGCGAGAGGUCCCAGCCACUUGCGGACCUGGACCUUGAAGCAAAUGUUGGGCAGCAGGACAUCGGAUUGCAGUACUACUCGGAGUCCAAUUACUCUCAGACGGAGGGCCCGGCUUCCUCGAAGAAGACUGCGAAAGAGCGUACCGAGGUCAAUAUCGAUGACAAUACCUCAGCUGUCGGCUCCCCUGCUCGUCAUGCUCAGAUCCUUACUUCCUCUCCUGAGUCCGUGGAGAACGAGUCCAUUACCCUUCAUUCGCGUCGUUCAAAUGCCACCAUCGAUUGGCCUCUACCAAAAUCUACAGUCUCUUCACCAGCUCUCCUCAUGAAGGCCCCCGAGAUCAGUCCUCUGAGUCCCCUCAGCCCGUUCGGAGACUUCGACGCGGUGAAGCAACAAGUGGAAGAGCAGAUCGAGAAGGAGCGACACAGGCAAGACGCGUACUGGAAGCUGAGCGGCGAAGUCGCAGGCGCUGCGCUCACAAAGAAGCCAGGCAGUGUCGCCCGUGCUAGGAAGAACAUCAUGGCAUCGCGCGAGGCUCCCAAGAAGGCCGGAAGUGUUGCCCGGGCGAGGCAGAACAUCAUGGCGGUGCGAGGAGCUGCAGAGCAGCCUGGGAAAGUCACUAGCCCUCGCCAGAAUACGAUCGGUCUCAUGGAUUUCCUUCGCGAGCACGACGCACAGUGCGGUGAUGAGACCGAUGUCGAGACCAAUGAGACGGGCACGGUGGUCAGGCGCAAGAACAAGCGCGCACAUUGA
This is a messenger RNA of Didymosphaeria variabile, 1095 nucleotides long. RefSeq lists its product as uncharacterized. Bases 1 to 1095 code for a protein of 364 amino acids. The transcript has a single exon. The record is from RefSeq and is a predicted model, not a curated record. Lineage: Eukaryota; Fungi; Ascomycota; Dothideomycetes; Pleosporales; Didymosphaeriaceae.